AAUAAUACAAGUACGUAUAUAAAACUAGGUAAUACUAGUGAGUAGUAAUAUUUAAUUUGAUAUCGAUAAGUAUGUGACAUAAUUGAUGUCUCAAUUUUUGAUUUGAAGUUUGAUUAUUGAAUUUAUUGUGUUAUUAAAAAUAAAAUAAAAGUGAGAGGUGGGAGGCAUUGAUGAAGUCCAGGUGAAAAAAUGAAGAAAUGAAUAUUUAGAGAUCUGGAAUAUAAUGUGGAUCAGAAGAGUGGAUUUGAGGAUGGAAAGAGGAGGAAAUGUUAUGGUGGUUCUGGCUGUGAUUGUGUUGCUAUUAAGGCGGGUGGAGUCGAUCCGAUUCGAUCUGGAAACAGGGCACUCCAAAUGCAUAGCCGAGGAUAUCAGGAUCAAUUCAAUGACAGUCGGAAAAUAUCAAGUCGUAAACAACAACGAGGGAUUGCCUUUGCCGGAUGCCCAUAAAAUCACUAUUCGGGUUACCUCAGCGUACGGGAACAACUACCACUACGCAGAAAAUAUUGCUUGGGGCCAUUUUGCGUUUCAGGCAGCGGAUGACGGUGAUUACAUGGCUUGCUUCUAUGCCGCUGAGACCAAACCCUCCAGUUUUAUGACUGUAGAGUUUGAUUGGAAGUCCGGUGUCGCUGCCAGCGACUGGAGCCGUGUUGCCAAGAAAGGUUCCCUUCUUGUAAGUGCUCUCACUCUCUCGCUUACCUCUUACUCUCUAUACUUGAUGGAUUUUCAUCUUCAGGCAAUGGAACUUGAGUUGAAGAAUAUGUACAAUACAGUCCAGUUCAUUCAAGACGAGAUAUAUUACCUGCGCGAAAGGUAUAAUUCAGUUCUACAACCAAACUAUGCUCUCCAACAACAUAUCUUGAAUAUUUUCUGUCGCUUCUAG
Molecule: messenger RNA, 880 nt
Organism: Salvia splendens (bonfire salvia)
Lineage: Eukaryota; Viridiplantae; Streptophyta; Magnoliopsida; Lamiales; Lamiaceae
Product: transmembrane emp24 domain-containing protein p24delta9-like
Exons: 3
Coding region: 224-880 (218 amino acids)
Source: RefSeq, a predicted model, not a curated record